Messenger RNA from Merops nubicus (carmine bee-eater), 1381 nucleotides. RefSeq names its product signal-induced proliferation-associated 1-like protein 1. The annotation marks the transcript as partial. The transcript has 7 exons. Lineage: Eukaryota; Metazoa; Chordata; Aves; Coraciiformes; Meropidae. The record is from RefSeq and is a predicted model, not a curated record.
UACCAUGAGCUCACGACACUCUGCCAGCCCAGUUGUUUUCACCAGUGCCAGAAGCUCCCCUAAAGAAGAGCUUCAUUCUGCUACUUCUCCCCAGCUCGCACCUUCUUUCUCCUCCUCCUCUUCAUCCUCAUCUGGUCCCAGGACUUUCUACCCUCGCCAGGGUGCUACUAGCAAGUAUCUGAUCGGAUGGAAAAAACCAGAAGGGACAAUAAACUCAGUGGGGUUUAUGGAUUCAAGAAAGCGCCACCAGAGCGAUGGCAGCGAGAUGUCCCACCCGCGGCUGCGCGCCUCCGCCAGGGAGCUGCGGGCCUCCCCCAAGCCAGCCAAGUCCUCCGUUGAAGAGGACCUGAAGAAACUGAUAGAUCUUGAUAGCCCCACACCCGAAUCCCAGAAGAACUUUAAGUCACACACUCUGUCCUGUCAGUCUCCCUUUCCCAGCACUCCUACCACAAGGCGUGCCUUGCAAAGGACUUUGUCAGAUGAGAGCAUUUACAGUGGUCAGAGGGACCACUUCUUCACCUCGCGGGCCUCGCUCCUGGACCAAGCCAUGCCAAAUGAUGUCCUCUUCACCAGCACCUACCCUUCCCUCCCAAAGUCCCUGCCCCUACGGAGACCAUCCUAUACUUUGGGAAUGAAGUCACUACAUGGAGAGUUUUCUGCCUCAGACAGCUCCCUCACAGAUAUCCAGGAGCAAAGGCGGCAGCCCAUGCCAGACCCUGGUCUUAUGCCAUUGCCUGAUUCUGCCUCUGAUCUGGACUGGUCAAACUUGGUAGAUGCUGCCAAAGCUUUUGAAGUUCAACGAGCUUCAUUCUUUGCUGCUGCUGAUGAGAAUCACAGGCCUGUGAGCGCUGCCUCCAGCAGUGAUCAGGCUGAGGACCAGCUUACUGCACAGAUAAAGCCUUACACAGGUAAAGAAUCUCCUCCAACUCUCGCCUCUAAAGUGGACCAACUGGAAGGUUUGCUGAAGAUGCUGCAAGAGGAUUUAAGGAAGGAAAAGGAGGACAAGGCCAGUCUGCAGGCUGAAGUGCAACAUUUGCGGGAAGACAACUUGAGGUUACAGGAGGAAUCCCAGAAUGCAACCGAGAAGCUGAAGAAGUUCACCGAAUGGGUUUUCAACACAAUUGAUAUGAACUGAGAACAACGUCCGGGGAAGGAAACUAUCUGUUAUGAAUAUUAUUACUGGGACUUAAGCUUUAAUGCCACCUUAAUCAUGACAUGUGAAAGUAUAGUCAGAGCACUUCCCUGUCCUUCAUCCUCCAAUAACCCUUUUUUGCAUCUCUGCGCGCACUCAGAACAAUUGCAGAUCAACAAUCAAUGUCUGCCUUUUGUAGAAAAAGUAAAUAAUUUUAAAAAAGGUAAAAUAAAAGUUUAACUGCUAAAA